Molecule: messenger RNA, 1718 nt
Organism: Paramacrobiotus metropolitanus
Lineage: Eukaryota; Metazoa; Tardigrada; Eutardigrada; Parachela; Macrobiotidae
Exons: 3
Coding region: 1-1593 (530 amino acids)
Molecular function (GO): zinc ion binding
Source: RefSeq, a predicted model, not a curated record
AUGGUGGACAUCAUACCCCAAGCAAAGCACCUGCUGUGCGUGCUGCAUGUUAAGCAAAACUUGAAGCGGCUUCUCGCGAACGAAUUUUCUUACUGUGCAGAAGACGAGCUGCAGCAGACCGUUAAUGAUAUCUUCGGUGUUGUGCGGCCAAGCCAGAAUACGUUUAUUAAAGGGCUCAUCGAUGCUUCGUCCACCCGCGAAUUUAACGAACAACUUGCCGCUCUGAAGGAAAUCUGGGAAGCGCGGCAUCCAGGAUUUACCGACCGGUACUUUGACCCAGAUGUCCAAAGCAAGUACAUCCAUAAACUCAUACUGGAAGCACGCGAGCCAGCUGGAUUCGGAGAUAGACUGUGUCAAAAUAACGCGACCGAAACAGCCAAUUCUAUGGUGCGAAAGAAGCUGGAAUUAAAGCCAAAGCGAACGCUGACUGAUCUGGAAACGGUUCGUGGCCUGAAGCGAUUAUUUUUUCAUCAAGAACGGCAAAUGGCGGAAAGCAUUGUUGGGCGUGGUGAAUUCCGUCGCAAGAACGUUCAUGCGACAGCGUGCACGACAGCAGUGCUAUUCCAACCUGACACUUUGAAGAAAGCGUACAUCGACAUUUUUGGAAUCGUUCCGGAUAAUGAUUUGUUGCAGCAUUUGAAACCUGAAGCUUCGAAUGCUUGUGUAGCAUCGAAUCGUGGGAUUGAAUUUCCUAUCAGUUUCGUCGAAGCAACCUUGGCAGACGAACAUCGUUUGGACUGGAACGCUGCGCGCACCAUCCUUCAGCAGCAACGUAUUCGAGAAAAGGCAGAGACGAAAGUUCAGAGAAACAAUUGUGUUGACUACGCUAUUGAUGAGCCAAGAGAUCGCGUGGAAAGAGUUGUGACCUGGAAGACGGGAACAUUUGAAGUUGAUUGCCGAUGUGAUCGCUUUAUGACAAAAGGCAUCUGCUGUCAUUCGAUUGCGGUUGCCGCUUUUGCGGGUAGUCUGCCGAGUUAUUUGGAGAAAUUCCACAGCAGAAGGAAACUUUAUCGGAAAAUUGUUCGCCCCACUUCAAAAGAAAGCGGACGCAAACCAAAAGGAACACGGCGUAAAGUGAUCGACCGAAAAGCAGCUGAAGGUGCAACAAUCCGCAAAGGACGAGAAGAAGUACCAUCAGCGAUUGCUGGUUUAAGCGGUUUAGCGUAUCCAUCGAGCGAGGAACAGCAAACCACGUCCCAACAGAAAGGAAACAAAUUCCCGUGGGAAUUAAAUGUCGGUCCUUUCAAGGUCUGCAGUCUGAAAGGUGGCGGGGGUUUGCGAUCGUACGCUAGUUACCACUGCUGUGGCUGCCGCACACCGUUUUCGCAGCAAACGCCGGAUCUGGAUCUGAUACUUGUGAGGACCGAGCCAAAUUACGACAAAGGAAAAACCGCUGUUAUGCCACCGCGAGACUGUGCGUACCAUCUGAAUAUUGGAUGUGUUCGACGUCGACAUCCAGACAUCAGCCUAGAAAGCCAGAGAUUCGGAGAGGGAGUGAGAAGAGAAAUUGCGUUAACGGAACAGCAGAAAAAAUUGCUUCUGAAUUUUAUGGAGAGCAUUCCCUCCACUGUGCCAUUUCGUACUAGCGUCUAAUUUGUUGUCGAAUGAUUGAUUCUGAUUUCUGAACAAGCACUUGUAUUUGCUUAACUGAAACCAACUUAGGCUUUUGUGUUGGAAUAUUUUUGUUUUGUAUCUGGAUUGCCAAUUCACUUAGUAGU